AAAAGAGUGAGAUUUUCAAGCCACUUCGACCUACAUUUCAUCGAAAUUCUUCAAAUUCGUUGAAGUUACUUCUCCUUCGUUGAUUUCUCCCAUUUUUCUAGGGCAUAGAAUCUCCCCUUUCUAUCUAAUUGUCGGCCUUCUUUUGAGUAUCUUUGCCUGCAAUAAUACGUGAAUUUAUUCUCCAAGUCGAAUACUUCGACACAAUUUAAUCUGACAAUUUAGAGCAGCAACAAGAAAACUUGGUCUAGGUCUGCAAAUUAGAGUCGGAGACGAUGAGUUCUCUUCAUAUGUUUCUGAAUAAUUCAGUUUCACCAGCGGCUGAUCUUCCUCGGUUGUUUAAGCUUGAGAAAGGAAGAUACUUUGUUCGAGCCAAUGGUCGGACAAUCUCAGCUUGUCUUAAUCUGGACUUGCAAGCUCCAGCUUCUGCAAAUUUGGAAGGAAAAUUAGGGUUUGAUGGAAGUAAGGAUGUUAUGGAUAUGGAAAAGAGUGUUCUUGUGGGAACUUAUGCGAGAACUCCAGUCGUUCUGUCGCAUGGCAAGGGAUGCAAAUUGUACGAUGUAGAGGGGCGAGAGUAUGUAGAUAUGACUGCUGGGAUAGCUGUGAAUGCACUUGGCCAUGGUGACCCGGAUUGGGUGAAGGCAGUAGUUGAGCAGGCAAAUGUUCUCACUCAUGUCAGCAAUGUCUAUUAUUCGAUCCCUCAGGUGGAACUUGCGAAACGUCUAGUGGAAUGUUCUUUUGCUGAUCGUGUCUUUUUCUCGAACUCUGGGACAGAGGCUAAUGAAGCAGCAAUUAAAUUUGCGAGAAAGUUUCAAAGAUUUUCUAAGCCUGAUGAUAAACAUCCAGCCACAGAAUUCAUCUCUUUUUCUAAUAGCUUCCAUGGGAGGACGAUGGGUGCCCUUGCAUUAACCAGCAAAAAGCAUUACAGGUCACCUUUUGAACCUGUCAUGCCUGGUGUCACCUUCCUUGAAUAUGGUAACAUUCAAACUGCAAAAGAGGCAAUUAAAUGUGGAAAAACAGCAGCAGUUUUUGUAGAACCUAUCCAGGGUGAAGGGGGUAUAUACAGUGCUACAAAGGAAUUCUUGCAGUCACUUCGUAAUGCUUGUGAUGAUGCUGGAGCCCUCCUGGUCUUUGAUGAGGUUCAAUGUGGAUUAGGCCGAACUGGGUAUCUCUGGGCCCAUGAGUCAUAUGGAGUAAUCCCGGAUAUGAUGACACUUGCCAAACCUCUAGCUGGAGGUCUCCCUAUUGGUGCUGUCCUUUUGACUGAGAGAGUUGCUGCUGCUAUAAAUUAUGGUGACCAUGGAAGCACAUUCGCAGGUGGGCCCCUUGUUUGUAAUGCUGCCCUCACUGUCUUGAAUAAGAUCAGUAGGCCUGGAUUCCUAGCCAGUGUCUCUAAGAAGGGCAAGUACUUGAAGGAACUACUAUCUCAGAAGCUGGGAGGAAAUCCACAUGUGAAGGAAAUACGGGGCCUUGGACUUAUUACUGGGAUAGAAUUGGAUGUGCCUGCUGCACCACUCGUAGAUGCAUGCAGGAACUCUGGCCUACUGAUUCUGACUGCUGGAAAAGGGAAUGUUGUGAGGCUUGUUCCUCCAUUGAUCAUAUCUGAGGAGGAACUGGAAUUUGCAGCUAAGAUUUUGUCAGAGUGCAUGCCUGUGCUUGGUAAGAGCAAUUCGAACUAAUAGAACCAGCGAGGUUUCUAAGUUUAGUUGCAGGUGAGGUUAGAUUUAUGUUUUAGUCAAUUCUAGCUGUGAUGGAAGAAUGUAUCAGUCGCAGUUAGAUUUAUGUUUCUUAGGCAAUUCUAGCUAUGUUGGAAGAAUGUAUCAGUACUGUAAUAUGAAAUGAGUGGAAAGAGAGGAG
Molecule: messenger RNA, 1854 nt
Organism: Telopea speciosissima
Lineage: Eukaryota; Viridiplantae; Streptophyta; Magnoliopsida; Proteales; Proteaceae
Product: acetylornithine aminotransferase, mitochondrial-like
Exons: 3
Coding region: 273-1676 (467 amino acids)
Biological process (GO): arginine metabolic process
Cellular component (GO): chloroplast stroma
Molecular function (GO): transaminase activity; identical protein binding; pyridoxal phosphate binding
Source: RefSeq, a predicted model, not a curated record